AUGAAUUUUAUGACAUUAAAUAUCAAGGGAGUCACCGGAGCUGAAAAGCCGGUAUGGGUCCGUAAAUUAAAGAGGGAGGUUAAAUUCAAUUUUUUGGGUCUGCAAGAAACCCACCAAGCUGGGCUAACGGAGGCGACGUUGAGUCGGUUUUGGGAUCGGAGCCCUAUGGAAGUCGUUACGUUGGAUGCUGUUGGCAGAUCGGGCGGCCUGGCGAGUUUCUGGGACCCAGGAAUCUUCUCCGUUGACUCAGUUAUCAAGGGUCAGCGGUUUCUGGUAGUCUCCGGUGUCCUGAGGGGCAUAAUGGAACGUCUCAACGUUCUGAACUUAUAUGCCCCGAACGACCAGUCUGGCCGUAGAGAGCUCUGGGAGGCGGUAAUAAACUUAAGGCUGCAACUCCCAGGGAUAUGGGUUGCACUUGGCGACUUUAACGAUGUUCGACAACCUGAUGAGCGCGUCAACUCCCCGUUUGAUCCCAUCUCAACCUCGUUUUUUAAUGAUUUCAUUUGUAGGGCUGGGUUCCUUGAGUACCGGAUGACAGGAGGGAAAUUCACUUACAUCUCCGACAACUCCAUUAUAAAAUUCAGCAAACUGGACAAAAUCUUUGUGUGCGAUUUGUUCCUUAAAAAAUGGCCGUUUGCCACCCUAAAAGUGCUUUGGAGGGGUUGGUCGGAUCACUGCCCAGUUACGUUGGUCUGUGAGGCGCUGGACUUCGGUCCUAUUCCUUUCAAAUUAUACAACAGUUGGAUCGGCUCAAAGGAUCUCGAGGAUAUUGUGAUAGCUAAUAUCAACUUACAGUCCAGGGAAGGCAAGGGGGAUGUUGAGUUAGCUAAAGUGCUUAAAAACAUCAAAUUGGACAUAAAAAAAUGGAGGGACCGGGUAAAGGUGCAGGAGGAAAAAGAAGUAGCUGACCUAAACAAGGAGGCCGAAAGACUCGAAAAAUUGGCUGAAAGUACGAAUCUGAACGCUGAGGAAAGAAAGUUAAGGGUGUCGAUCAGGGUCAAGUUAAAAAAGCUUGAGAGUGCGAGAAUCAAAUAUUUACACCAAAAAUCUCGACUCAAUUGGAUAAAAUAUGGUGAUGAAAAUACGAAAUUUUUUCAUGCUGUGGUUAAUUUAAACAAGUCUAGAAGCAGAAUAAACGGCCUAAACGUCAACGGGGUUUGGGUCACGGAGCCAAAAGUUAUAAAGGAGAAUAUUAGAAGAUGGUUUAAGAAGCAUUUCAACGAAUCGAUACGAAGGAGACCGACCUUCUCCAACCUGGGCCUGCCGUCAAUCUCAGCGGAAGAGUCUGAAACCCUUGUGAUGGCGUUUUCAGAAGAUGAAAAUAAAAAUAGCUCUCAAGGGGUGCGAUGGAAAUAA
Helianthus annuus (common sunflower) is the source of this 1356-nucleotide messenger RNA. RefSeq lists its product as uncharacterized. NCBI's taxonomy places the organism in Eukaryota, Viridiplantae, Streptophyta, Magnoliopsida, Asterales, Asteraceae. The record is from RefSeq and is a predicted model, not a curated record. Bases 1 to 1356 code for a protein of 451 amino acids. Gene Ontology annotation, molecular function: catalytic activity. The transcript has a single exon.